Molecule: messenger RNA, 630 nt
Organism: Cylicostephanus goldi
Lineage: Eukaryota; Metazoa; Nematoda; Chromadorea; Rhabditida; Strongylidae
Source: the annotation of a GenBank genome assembly
AUGGGGCCAAUUGGCAAGGAGGAGGACAAGGUCAGGGAAGCUAUGGUGGACAACAAGGCGCAUGGCAAGCAGGAAACGGAGGCCAAGCUCAAGGAGGCUAUGGUGUCCAACAAGGAGGCUCGUGGCAAGGAGGAAACGGAGGUCAAGGCCAAGGUGGCUACGGUGUCCAGCAAGGAGGUUCGUGGCAGGGCGGAAACGGAGGCCAAGGUGGCUACGGUGGUCAACAAGGAGGUUCCUGGCAAGGCGGAAACGGAGGACAAGGAGGUUAUGGUGGACAACAAGGCGGGGCGUGGCAGGGAGGAGGCGAAGGCCAAGGAGGUUAUGGUGUACAACAAGGAAGCACGUGGCAAGGAGGAGCUCAAGGAGGAUGGGGCAGCAACUCCGGCAAUUGGGGCGGCCGAACCCCCUGGGGUUGGGGUGGCUAUGGUUAUGGAGGAUGGCACGCAAGAGGUGUUUUCUCAAUAUGAAACUCUAAAAAUAGUAUACGCGUUUCAGGCUGGUGGCCACAUGGUUAUGGUUGGGCUGGAAGAGGUUGGCGAUGGGGAUGGUUAUACUAAGGCGUUACGAUGCAAGAAAACUGCUACCUCGAUGUCCCACCUACUGGUGAUUAACAUUCUUCUGUACAAAUGA